AAGCUUAAUCAUGAGAUGUCGUUGUGCUCGCAACGUUUCCUUGUCUUUCAGAUGUUUCAGUCGUGAAUCAUCAUUAAGUUGAAGGUUACUUUCAGUUAAAAUAUGAACCUCUCUACUUUCUUUAUCCUGAUACUGGAAUGUCUAAGGACUUGUUCACAAUUUCUGGUCGAUACCAAGAUAACCGUGUCCUGCUCUGCCGACACAAAUUUGGAAGGGUGGACAGACAACGGCAAUGAGAUAGCCUAUUUGGAUUAUGUCCGGAAGGAGAUUGUUUACACUGUUCCUACAUUUAUUAUGUUAGAUCCACAAAUUGUGUUAAAGAAUGUUACUAACUACAAUCAUUCAAAAAGAGAUUUCGAAACAUGCCGGAGCAUGUUGUUGUAUUUCAAAGAAGACAUCAAAUAUCCAGGAGACGUUGAAGAUCCCCCACAGACCGUCAUCUACUUUGCAGACGAGGUUCUGCAAGGUGAAGAAAACACCUUGAUUUGCCUCGUGGAUCAGUUCUUCCCACCGAACAUCCGAGUGCACUGGACCAAAAAUGGCAUAGAGGUGUCAGAGGGGGUGUCACUCAGUCGGUAUUACCCCAACGAGGAUGCCACAUUCCGCCAAUUGUCAACACUGACAUUCACACCAAAAGAAGGAGACAUUUAUGGUUGUACUGUGGAGCACUCAGCCUUGGACAGGCCAAAAACUAUUUUUUGGGAGGUGGAGUUCAGUCAUCCCGGCGUUGGAGCAGAUGUUUUCUGUGGUGCGGGCUUAACUGUGGCACUCUUUGGAGUGGCAUCUGGAGUUUUUUGGGGAAUCAGAGGAUCCUAUGCGACGCCUGUUUUGUGAUUCUAGCUUCCACAUUGCUGAACAAAACACGCAACUUGUGAAAACAGAGAUUCCCCAUCAGUGGUACACUCUAAAAACAGUUGGAUUGUUUCAUUAACUAAUUUUUUGGAUUGUUUGUGUUGGGGUAAAAAUUCUGGGUUAUUUCUUGUGAAAUGUUUCAUUGAAAUUAAAUAUUUAUUGAGUUA
Molecule: messenger RNA, 1019 nt
Organism: Hippocampus zosterae (dwarf seahorse)
Lineage: Eukaryota; Metazoa; Chordata; Actinopteri; Syngnathiformes; Syngnathidae
Product: H-2 class II histocompatibility antigen, A-U alpha chain-like
Exons: 4
Coding region: 103-834 (243 amino acids)
Biological process (GO): antigen processing and presentation of exogenous peptide antigen via MHC class II; positive regulation of T cell activation; peptide antigen assembly with MHC class II protein complex
Cellular component (GO): MHC class II protein complex
Molecular function (GO): MHC class II protein complex binding
Source: RefSeq, a predicted model, not a curated record